AGCCCCGCCGCCGCCAUGGGCCGGGUCCGGCCGGGCGAGCGCGGGCCUCCCGGCCCCGGCCCCGGCCCCGGCCCCGCCGCUCCACCGCCCGCGCCCCGCCGCGCCCGCGCCCUGGCGCUGCUCGGGGCCCUGGUCGCCGCCGCCGCCGCCGUUGCCGCCGCCCGGGCCUAUGCCCGCCACGCCGAGGCCCAGGCGGCCGCGCGGCAGGAGUCAGCACUGAAGUCCCUGGGGACAGAAGGCCUCUUUCUCUUUUCCUCCUUGGACACAGACCGGGAUUUGUACAUCAGCCCGGAGGAGUUCAAGCCCAUUGCUGAGAAGCUGACAGGCUCAGCUCCUGCUGCCAGCUAUGAGGAGGAGCUGCCCCUUGACCCCAGCGAGGAGACGCUCACCAUAGAAGCCCGAUUCCAGCCUCUGAUCCCGGAGUCCAUGACCAAGAGCAAAGAUGGGUUCCUGGGGGUCUCCCGCCUGGCCCUGUCCGGCCUCCGCAACUGGACGACUGCGGCCUUGCCGAGCGCGGUGUUUGCUGCCCGACACUUCCGGCCUUUCCUUCCUCCUCGGGGCCAAGUGGAGCUGGGGGAGCCGUGGUGGAUCAUCCCCAGUGAGCUGAGCGUCUUCACCGGCUAUUUAUCCAACAACCGCUUCUACCCACCACCGCCCAAGGGCAAAGAGGCCCAGGCCUGCAGGUCCAGAGCGGAAACUCACCUAGGGGAUCAGGACCCAACAAGCCGGCACGGGUCUCCACUGCCCUCCCCUCAGGUCAUCAUCCACCGGCUCCUGAGCAUGUUCCACCCUCGGCCCUUCGUGAAAACCCGCUUUGCCCCUCAGGGGGCUGUCGCCUGCCUGACCGCCAUCAGCGACUUCUACUACACCGUCAUGUUCCGGAUCCACGCCGAGUUCCAGCUCAGCGAGCCACCUGACUUCCCCUUCUGGUUCUCGCCGGGCCAGUUCACUGGCCACAUCAUCCUCUCCAAAGAUGCCACCCAUGUCCGAGACUUCCGGCUCUUCGUGCCCAACCACAGGUCUCUGAAUGUGGACAUGGAGUGGCUGUAUGGGGCCAGUGAGAACAGCAAUAUGGAGGUGGACAUUGGCUAUAUCCCCCAGAUGGAACUGGAGGCCGUGGGCCCGUCGGUGCCUUCUGUGAUCCUGGAUGAGGAUGGCAACGUGAUCGACAGCCGCCCACCCUCCGGGGAGCCCCUCCAGUUUGUCUUUGAGGAGAUCAAGUGGCAGCAGGAGCUGAGCUGGGAGGAGGCUGCCCGGCGCCUAGAAGUGGCCAUGUACCCCUUCAAGAAGGUCGCCUAUCUGCCAUUCACCGAGGCCUUCGACCAAGCCAAGGCCAAGAACAAGCUGGUGCACUCAAUUCUGCUGUGGGGGGCCCUGGAUGACCAGUCCUGCUGAGGUUCAGGGCGGACUCUCCGGGAGACUGUCCUGGAAAGUUCGCCCAUCCUCGCCCUCCUUAAUGAGAGCUUCAUCAGCACUUGGUCCCUGGUGAGGGAGUUGGAAGACAUGCAGAACAACCAGGAGAACCCGUCCCACAAGAAGCUCGCAGACUUGCACCUGGAGAAGUAUAGCUUCCCCGUGGAGAUGAUGAUCUGCCUGCCCAAUGGCACCGUGGUCCACCACAUCAAUGCCAACUACUUCUUGGACAUCACCUCCAUGAAGCCUGAGGAUAUUGAGAACAACGUCUUCAGCUUCCCGUCCACCUUUGAAGACCCGUCCACGGCCACCUACGUGCAGUUCCUGAAGGAAGGCCUUCGGCGCGGCCUGCCCCUCCUCCAGCCCUAGUGUGGCCUCAGACCAUGAGAGGCCAGGCUGGACGGGGUGGGGGGGAGCCGAGGCGAAGGCCUCCAACACUGAAGACAGGCCCCUCGGGCUCAGAGCCGGCGGUCCUGGCACAUUUCAGACUUCGGGCACCCCCACCCCGCCACUCCCAGGCUGCCUGUGCGGUCGGAGGUCAGUGAAGGGUCAGACAAGGGGGUGCCUGGGGUGACCGGACGGAUGAACCUCUGACUCCAGCUGCCACUAUUAGCCCUUUACCACCCACGUGGUUCCAGAAGCUGCUCAGGACACCAGAAACGGGACCUCAGGUCAUCUCCCUGGACCUCACCCACUCAGGCACGAAGCCCAGGUCCUUGUGGGGUGAAGAUCCAGGAGGCGUGGUGCCAGGAAGACAGGGCGCCCCUCUCUCCUUACAUUCGCCGCGCCCCUCCCCCGAAAGAAACGUUAAGAAGGCCCGGACUGGGGGCUGGGGAGGGGUUGCCAGGGAAGCACUCUUGUUUGUCUGGAGCCUUCUUCCUGGCUGCCCUCCUACACCUGGUGUCCCCAGGGGCGUCAGUUUUAGCUGGAGACAGCCUUCUGGAGGCUCAGGGAAAAACCCUCCAGAAGAAGUCACUGUACCCCAGACCACAGCUCUCCAGACCACUCAAUCCAACCUAACGAUAGGACCCCAACCCCUGAUUUGGGACUUGCUGGAAGCCAGCUGCUUGGGGAGGUUCACUGUGAAGUAGGCUUCUGCUCUUAGCAAGGGAGUCCACUGAGGAGUUUCCGAGGCCCAGGGCCAAGCGCCCCCACCUCCUACCCAGCAAGGGUCACAGUAGGACCACUGGAGCCAGCCCCCUGCCCCUCAGGCCCCAGCUCCACAGAAGUGUAGCUCAGCCAAA
Messenger RNA from Felis catus (domestic cat), 2657 nucleotides. It is a transcript of the gene SELENON, whose product is annotated as selenoprotein N. Lineage: Eukaryota; Metazoa; Chordata; Mammalia; Carnivora; Felidae. Gene Ontology annotation, cellular component: endoplasmic reticulum membrane. The record is from RefSeq and is a predicted model, not a curated record. Gene Ontology annotation, molecular function: calcium ion binding. Gene Ontology annotation, biological process: skeletal muscle fiber development; calcium ion homeostasis. The transcript is spliced from 12 exons.